Cygnus atratus (black swan) is the source of this 5451-nucleotide messenger RNA. RefSeq names its product cut like homeobox 1 (gene CUX1). The transcript has 24 exons. The record is from RefSeq and is a predicted model, not a curated record. Lineage: Eukaryota; Metazoa; Chordata; Aves; Anseriformes; Anatidae. Gene Ontology annotation, molecular function: DNA binding; DNA-binding transcription factor activity, RNA polymerase II-specific. Gene Ontology annotation, cellular component: Golgi membrane. Gene Ontology annotation, biological process: regulation of DNA-templated transcription; intra-Golgi vesicle-mediated transport. Bases 215 to 4828 code for a protein of 1537 amino acids.
GACUCCGCGUUCCGGCCGCCGGCGGGCUCCAGGCCGGGAUUUGGGCGCUCCCCGCCCGCCUCCCGCCCCCUGCCCCCCCCGCCCCUCCUCCUCCUCCCCCCUCCCUCCCUCCCUCUCUCCCUCCCUCCCUCCCUCCCCCUCCCUCCCGGCUCCCGAACUCCAGCCCCUCUCUCUCCCUCGAUCAGCCGCUCACUCUGUCUCAAUAUGUCUCAAGAUGGCGGCCAAUGUGGGAUCGAUGUUUCAAUAUUGGAAGCGCUUUGAUUUACAGCAGCUGCAGAGAGAACUCGAUGCCACAGCAACAAUAUUGGCUAACCGACAAGAUGAAAGUGAGCAGUCUAGGAAAAAACUUAUCGAGCAAAGUCGCGAGUUCAAGAAAAACACUCCAGAGGACCUUCGCAAACAGGUAGCUCCAUUACUGAAGAGUUUCCAAGGAGAGAUUGACGCAUUGGGUAAAAGAAGCAAAGAAGCAGAGGCAGCCUUCUUGAAUGUUUAUAAGAGAUUAAUUGAUGUUCCAGAUCCAGUUCCAGCCUUGGAUUUAGGACAGCAACUUCAGCUCAAGGUUCAACGUAUGCACGAUAUUGAAACAGAGAACCAGAAACUUAGGGAAACUCUAGAGGAAUACAACAAAGAAUUCGCUGAGGUGAAAAAUCAGGAGGUUACAAUAAAAGCACUUAAAGAGAAAAUCCGAGAAUAUGAACAGACCCUGAAGAACCAAGCUGAGAAUAUAGCUCUUGAAAAAGAACAAAAAUUACAAAAUGAUUUCGCAGAGAAGGAGAGAAAAUUGCAGGAGACACAGAUGUCGACAGCCUCGAAGCUGGAAGAAGCCGAACACAAAGUUCAAGCUUUGCAAACAGCCUUGGAAAAAACCAGAACAGAACUAUUUGAUCUGAAAACAAAAUAUGAUGAAGAAACUACUGCAAAGGCUGAUGAAAUCGAGAUGAUCAUGACAGACCUUGAAAGAGCAAAUCAGAGGGCAGAGGUGGCUCAGAGAGAGGCAGAGACCUUAAGGGAGCAGCUCUCGUCAGCUAACAAAUCUCUCCAACUCGCUACGCAGAUCCAGAAGGCACCUGAUGUGGAGCAGGCCAUCGAGGUGCUAACACGGUCCAGCUUGGAAGUAGAAUUGGCCGCAAAGGAGCGGGAAAUUGCCCAGCUCGUAGAAGAUGUCCAGAGACUACAGGGCAGCCUCACCAAGCUGCGGGAGAACUCCAGCAGCCAAAUCUCACAGCUGGAGCAGCAGUUAACCGCCAAGAACAGCACGCUUAAACAACUGGAAGAAAAACUGAAAGGACAGGCUGAUUAUGAAGAGGUUAAGAAAGAAUUAAAUAUAUUGAAAUCCAUGGAGUUUGCACCAUCUGAAAGCUCUGGUGCGCAGGAUGCAUCUAAACCGCUGGAGGUGCUGCUGCUGGAGAAGAACCGCUCCUUGCAGUCUGAGAAUGCCACGCUGCGUAUCACUAAUAGUGACCUGAGUGGGUCAGCCAGGAGAAAAGGGAAAGACCAGCCUGAGAGUCAGCGUCCUGCAACCUUGCCGGCCUCCCCUCCUUCUCAGUUGCUCCGCAACGCGGGGGAGCAGGCUUCCAAUACUAAUGGUACACACCAGUUCUCACCAACGGGUUUAAGUCAAGACUUUUUCAGCUCAUCCCUGGCAAGCCCCAGCUUACCCCUGGCCUCCACAGGAAAAUUUGCACUAAACUCUCUCCUCCAGCGACAGCUAAUGCAGUCCUUCUACUCCAAGGCAAUGCAGGAAGCAGGAAGCACAAGCAUGAUUUUUUCAACAGGUCCUUACAGCACAAACUCCAUCUCUUCCCAAAGUCCAUUACAACAAAGUCCGGAUGUAAAUGGCAUGGCCCCGUCUCCCAGCCAGUCAGAAAGUGCUGGGAGCAUCUCCGAAGGCGAGGAGAUAGACACAGCCGAAAUUGCACGUCAGGUGAAAGAGCAGUUGAUCAAGCACAAUAUUGGACAGCGGAUAUUUGGACAUUAUGUGUUGGGACUGUCACAAGGGUCUGUGAGUGAGAUACUAGCCCGGCCAAAGCCAUGGAAUAAACUGACUGUGAGAGGCAAGGAGCCAUUUCAUAAGAUGAAGCAGUUCCUCUCGGACGAGCAGAACAUCUUGGCUCUUCGCAGCAUCCAGGGUAGACAAAGAGAGAAUCCAGGCCAGAACCUGAACAGACUAUUUCAGGAAGUACCGAAACGAAGAAAUGGGUCUGAAGGUAAUAUAACCACACGAAUCCGAACCACAGAGACUGGCUCUGAUGAAGCCAUCAAAUCCAUUCUUGAACAAGCCAAAAGGGAGCUGCAAGUACAGAAAACAGCUGAGCCGGCUCAGCCGCCUUCUGCAUCUAGCAGUGGCAAUUCUGAUGAUGCUAUUCGAUCCAUUCUGCAACAAGCCCGACGCGAAAUGGAGGCACAGCAGGCUGCCCUUGAACCUGCCUUAAAAACAACACCUUUAUCUCAAGCUGACAUUUCUAUCCUGUCCCCCAAACUAGUAUCUACACCUGCAAUGUCUUCGGUUUCCAGCUAUUCUCCUUUGGCCAUAUCCCUGAAGAAACAUUCAUCUGUCACUGAUUCCAGUAUCUCUGCAUUGCAGAACCUCUCUGGGCUCAAAAAGGAGCCUCAGGAGGCACCUGUUUUAGAGCUUCAUGGAAUAAGUGAUUCUGCCCAGGGUAUGUUGAGGCAUGUUAAAAAUGAGUUGGGACGUGGUGGUGUUUGGAAGGACCAUUGGUGGAAUACUGUGCAGCAUGAGAGAAGAAAUCUUCCCGAAGAUAUAAAAGUUGAGGAAGCCAGUGGUGGAAAAGAAAAGGUCAGCAAUCAGACUAGGCCAGAUCGUAGCCAGCUCCAAGGACCAUCUUCUUCAGAGUAUUGGAAAGAGUGGCCAAACGCUGAAUCUCCGUACUCGCAGAGUUCUGAAUUGAGCAUGACUGGGGCGAGUCGCAGUGAGACGCCACAAAAUAGCCCCCUCCCUUCAUCCCCUAUCGUGUCCUUGUCAAAGCCAUCCAAACCUUCAGUUCCUCCACUGACACCUGAGCAGUAUGAGAUUUAUAUGUACCAGGAAGUGGAUACAAUAGAACUAACGCGUCAGGUCAAAGAAAAGCUAGCAAAGAAUGGCAUCUGCCAAAGGAUCUUUGGGGAAAAGGUAUUGGGGCUGUCCCAAGGAAGUGUCAGUGACAUGCUCUCCAGGCCAAAGCCAUGGAGUAAAUUGACACAAAAAGGCCGAGAACCAUUUAUUCGUAUGCAGCUCUGGUUGAAUGGUGAGCUGGGACAGUGUGUCCUGCCUGCACAAGGGCAGCAACAAGGACAAGUCCUUCACUCUGUGACAUCAUUACAGGAUUCCCUACAGCAGGGAUGUGCAAGCUCAGAAAGCACUCCAAAGACUUCUGCCAGUUGCAGUCCUGCUCCUGAAUCUCCUAUGAGUUCCAGUGAAUCAGUGAAAAGCCUGACUGAAUUGGUACAGCAGCCCUGUCCCACUAUAGAGACAAGUAAGGAUGGCAAAUCCCAAGAAUCUAGUGAGCCACCUGCUUCUGAAUCCCAGUCCACAACACCUUUGCCGCUGUCAGGCCACUCGGCACUCAGCAUUCAAGAACUGGUUGCUAUGUCCCCUGAGCUGGAUACGUAUGGCAUUACAAAAAGGGUCAAAGAAGUGCUAACGGACAACAAUCUUGGUCAGCGUUUGUUUGGGGAGACAAUCCUAGGGCUAACACAAGGCUCUGUCUCAGACCUUCUGGCUCGCCCAAAGCCCUGGCACAAGCUGAGUUUGAAGGGACGAGAACCCUUUGUCCGCAUGCAGCUGUGGCUGAACGAUCCCAACAACGUGGAGAAGCUGAUGGAUAUGAAACGAAUGGAGAAAAAAGCUUACAUGAAACGGCGACACAGCUCCGUUAGUGACAGUCAGUCUUGUGAGUCCUCAUCCGCUGGCAUAGACUACAGCCAGGGGGCCAGCCCGCAGCCACAGCAUCAGCUGAAGAAGCCCCGGGUGGUGCUGGCACCAGAAGAGAAGGAAGCUCUGAAACGAGCCUACCAGCAAAAGCCAUACCCAUCACCAAAAACCAUUGAGGAACUGGCUACGCAGCUCAACUUGAAAACCAGCACCGUGAUCAACUGGUUCCACAACUACAGGUCUCGCAUCCGCCGGGAGCUGUUCAUCGAGGAGAUCCAAGCGGGAAGCCAGAGCCAGGCCGGGUCGAGCGAUUCUCCUUCGGCGAGAAGCAGCAGAGCCGCUCACAGCUCGGAGGGAGACAGCUGCGACGGCGUGGACGCAGAAGGCCCACCUGAAGGAAAGCCGAGCGGUCCGGAGGCGGACGAGUACAGCAAUGCAACCACAAAGUCUCAGGGAGGGCAAGCGGAGUCGGCUCUGGAAGCAGGGGAAGAGGCACUGCCUGGCGCCAGGCCUUCGGAGAGAGCGGAGCCGUUCCUCUUGGGAGCGGAGAGCCUGGAGGACACCGACGAUGAGGGCAGGCUCAGAGCACCGCGCCAGAGCUCUCCAGCGGGGUCUCAGCGUUCAGGAGAAGCUCUGGAGACACUGCCCAACUCCGCCACGGAAGGGGAUGCCUCUACCUCAGCUGCCUCCACCUCAGUCCUUACAGGGGAGAGCUCCUACAAGUCAAAAGAAAGUUCAGAGAAAAUCUCCAGCGUGCCAAGUACGAGUUCGACGCCGGCCGCAGGCUCGCAGAAAGCCAACUCUCUCCAGAGCUUGUUCAGCUUCUCCGAGGCCGCGAGCUCCAGGAACACGCGAGACAGCUCCUUGAGGAAAAAGAAAGCAGCAAACUUGAACAACAUAAUCCACCGCUUGGAGAAGGCCGCGAGUCGAGAAGAGGCUGUCGAGUGGGAGUUUUGAGAUUAAAACUCACCCAACUCUGGAGAGCUGGGAAGUGAAACUGGACCUCUACUGGUUUUAUUGUGUUGCGCACUUAACCGCCCUGCGGGCCACAGGGCAAAAACGCCAUAGGCCAAGGUGCAUAUAGAAAACAAAAGGAGCGUUAAGCCCAAUUUAUGUUUGUGUUUUCGAGGAAGAAAACUGAAAUGUGUAGUCGAGCUUUUUUGUACCCUGAAGUGUUUUUAUUAUUGCCCUAAGUGAUUUCCACAAUUUCUGGAAUAACUCAUACAGCUUUGCCUUGUGCCCUCCUCUUUGGUGUGGGCUUUAAAAAAAAAGAAAAACGUUUAAAAAAAAAAAUCAAACCCACAUAUUAAAAGGGGGCUUUUUAUCUGCCAUCUAAUGGCUACAGAGCGAUAAUACACUAUUAUCUUCUUAAACCAGGAAAAAAGGGGAGAUUUUUCAAAAAAAAAAGAAAAAAAAAAAGAAAGUUUUUUGUAGCUGUUCAGUUGCCACUAAGAGAUUGCACAGUCAACCGACUCUAAACACACUAGUUUGGAUUCCUACAUAUUUUCAAGAAAAGAAAAGAAUCUUGUUGUUUGAAACUUUGAAUUAAAAAAAAGAAAAAACACAUUUACUCCACAUAU